GGCUGCUCCCUGUUCAGGGUCGCCACAGUGGAUCGUUUGGUCCACAUGCUUUGAUUAAAUUUUAUGCCGGAUGUCCUUCCUGACGCAACCCUCCCGUUUUAUCCGGACUUGGGACCGGCACUGAGAGUUAACUAGCUCCCUGCCUGGGAAUUGAAACCGGGCCACGGCAAUGAGAGCACGAUAUCCUGCCGCUGGACCACCAGGAGCUAAACUGCCAUGUAUAUAUUCCUUUUUUUGCACGACUGCAUUACAAUGGCUGAAAAGUUCACAUUGGAACCUCACCACAUUUUUGGACUGAAAAAGAAAGUCAAUAACAACUUGCACUUCAUGAAUGACCAAACCGUCAUUUUCCCCAGUGGAAAAUUCUGUGUGCGAUACAAUCUCUUUCGCCAACAGUACAAAUUCUUUCCAGUUGCGAAGACAAGCGAAGGCAUCCAGGCACUGGCGAUGAGCCCCAACAAGCACUACCUGGCUGCGUCUGAGCGCGGGAAACAGGGCACUAUCACCAUCUAUAAUCUUCGGUUGAAAGGUUGCCCCAAGAAACGGGUUCUGACGGGUGGUAAGAUCAACGUGCAGGAGUUUGUCUGCAUGGCUUUUUCUUCUGAUUCCAAAUACCUGCUAGGCCAGUCUGGAGGACCAGAUUGGACCCUCUUCUACUGGGACUGGGAGAAGAAUAAGGUCAUUGCCCGGGAGGACAUCACAAGGAUUGGCUUUGUCAAUCAGGUCAGCUUUAACCCCAAAGACAGCACACAGGUCUGUGUGAAUGGAAAAGGAGUCAUCAAGACCUUUACGCUGGAGCACGGCAUCCUGAAACAGACCAGAGUGUUUAACAUGAAAACAGAUAGCAUCCUGUGCCACACAUGGAUGUCUGAGGACUGCAUUGUCGCAGGAACAGAAACUGGAAAUUUGCUUCUGCUGAUGGUGAAGUCCGGAUCCAUACACGAGCUGGGGAGGCCGUAUGAGAGGCAAAUGGAGUAUACAGGCUCUGAUGCAACGGUCUUAGCUCCUUACACACUGCCGCGUAUUACUGCCAUCACGCAGUACUCUAGAGGCUUCAUCUGUUCAGGUAGACCUGGCCAAGUUUGCCUCUAUGAAGAAACGACGGAGAAGAAUGACUACAGGAAGACCAUGGAAAUAAGCAUUCCUCAGGACCCGUGCCUUCUGCCAAGUCAGGCUGAGAUAACCUCUUUAUGCAUGAAUCCAUUAGAGGAUAUCCUGGCCAUUACCACAGACCAAGGCCAAAUCUACCACGCCAAUCUCAAAUUAGCUGAGAGUAACAAGGCUAACUUCAAGUUCCUGUUUCACUCUCUUCAUGCUGAGAGCAUCACUCAUCUGUCAGUCUGCUUAUCCAAACUGCUUGUUGCCACCUGCUCAAAGGACAACUCUGUGCGUGUCUGGAACUAUGAGACCAGGUCUCUGGAGCUGUACAAAGAGUUUCCUGAAGAUCUGUACUGCAUGGCAUUGCACCCUAAUGGCCACUCCAUCCUGGUUGGAUUCUGUGAUAGGCUCUGCCUCAUGAACAUAUUAGUGGACAAAUUCCAGACUGUGCAGGAAUUUCCCACAGGCCCCUAUGAACAGUGUGUGUUCAACCACGAUGGCAACCUGUUCGCCGCCAUCACCGGCAAAGUGAUUCACGUUUACAAUGUGAGAACACAGAAAAAAGUGGAGCUUACGGGUCACCGUAAGAAGGUGCUGUCGUUGAAUUGGAGCAAAGAUGACAGCCGCCUGGUGUCCUGUGGGAUGGACGGCACCAUAUACAUGUGGAACAUUCAGACUGGCAUGUGCGAGUCUAAAAGCAUACAGAAAUCAUGCAUCUACACUGAUGUGGCGUUUUCAUCCGACAGUGAGAACGUCCUCGCUGUAGGCAGUGAUUUCAAACUGAAGGAGUUCCACGAUAAACAGAUCACAAUGGAACUGGACUCAGAUGGUGUUGAGUACAGAGCCGUCUGCGUGACUCAUUCUGGCAAAGCGGUCUUCGUUGGAACCGCUGCUGGUAACGUGAGGGUCAUGCAGUACCCGUUACAAGAAGGGGGAACAUGGACAGAGUACCAGGCCCAUUCAAGUCCCAUCACCAAAAUGGUCAUCACGCCUGGUGAUCGUUAUCUGGUGACGGCCUCAGAGGAUGGCUCCCUCCUCAUCUGGACAGUCACUGACAAUCUGGGACGCCUGCUAUGUGUAAAAGAAAUGAAGUACACCGAUGAGGUCCUCUGUUCCAAGUCCUAUCUGGAGCAAAAGGAAAAGAGUUUACAAGAGGCUAACACCCAGGUGUUAAGGCUGGAGUUUGAGCAGGGGCAAGUGCAGAAUCGGAAGGACAGGAUCUACAUGCAGAAGCUCAGUGAACUCGAGCGGAAAUACCUCAAGCAGAUUGAGGAUCUGAAAGCCCAAAAUGAGACGCUGAUUGUCGAGAACGAGAAGCAGAAGGCCUUGAUAGAGAAAAUGACGAAAGAUCAUGCCAAAGAGCUGGAGGAUGAAAAACAAGCCCACAAUCAAAAGCUGCUUGAGGAAUAUGAAAAGCACUGUCAGAUGGAUCAUAGACUAAUUCAGGAUCUGAAGGCGGAUUGUAAAAAGAAACUUCACCAGCAGGAGGAAAGCUAUCAUUGUGCCAUGAAGGAGAUGAAAAAGUCCCAUCAGGAUGAACUGCUGGAGCAACAGGCCAAGUUCGUGGAGACUCAAAAACAGAUACGGGCGUCUGUGAUCAAAAAACUCGACGUGAAGGAGAUGACCGAAGAAUUCAAAACUGAAAUGGAACUGGCCGAGGAGCAGGUAAGUGAAUUUGAGAACAUGAAAAAGAACUUGCUGGAUCGAGAUGCGGACAUCUGUAAGCUAAAGGAGGACCUGAAGCGCAUGAAGCAGGAAGUAAAAAAGGUCAAGCAACUGAGGAAGGAGAAUGAGACACAAAAUGAGAUUAUCGAUGUACAGAAAAAACAAAUCUUAGCACUGCUUGCAAAGCUCGAGAAGUUCAAUAAAGGAGACUACAUCGACUAUGAAACGCUGCAACACCGGUUCAAUCAGGUAAGGCAUGAACGAGAUCAUUUAAAGAAACUCGGUCACCCGAAGGAAAUCAAGCAAAUGCAGCAGAAGAUUGAAGAGAACAAAACAGUCAUCAAAGAGCUCAAGAUUGAGUUGGAGAGGAGCAACACAAAGAACAAGGAGCUCAUUGAGGACCUGAAGAAGAGGCUGACAUUAAAGGAUGAAGAGUUGCGCAGGGCCUUACACACGAACACUCUGGUGGAAAGGAUGAAGGCUGACAUCCAAAGGGGCUCCAACUUCCUCGAUCAGCCGAAGAUGCUGAAAGAUCACUUUAUGAGACUCAAGAAAUGCUACAUCCUUAAAGCAGAAAAUCUCCCCCAAUCGUCGAUCCACAGUACCCCUAGAACAAUCACUAAAAGAGUCCGUAGGCAUUGUCCAGCAACAGCACACAGAAUUCUAGUCCCUAAGACGAUCAUGGAUAGAGGAGAAGGCUCAGCUAAAUGUCCGAAAUCACCGGGCAUUACACUUCCACCCAUUAAGAAGAUAUAAAACAUCAGAUCAUCACCAUGGACAUUAAAUAAAAAAAAUAAAAAUGACAUGAAAUGUAGGUGUUUGCCUCAGACUUUAUUUAUUAAUUAAACAAGCAAAAAGCUCAGAAAAAGCUCAGCUGCAUGUCAGAGUUCA
Hemibagrus wyckioides is the source of this 3654-nucleotide messenger RNA. RefSeq names its product cilia- and flagella-associated protein 57-like. The transcript is spliced from 21 exons. The coding region runs from base 217 to 3519 and encodes 1100 amino acids. NCBI's taxonomy places the organism in Eukaryota, Metazoa, Chordata, Actinopteri, Siluriformes, Bagridae. The record is from RefSeq and is a predicted model, not a curated record. Gene Ontology annotation, molecular function: protein binding.